Molecule: messenger RNA, 636 nt
Organism: Symbiodinium necroappetens
Lineage: Eukaryota; Dinophyceae; Suessiales; Symbiodiniaceae
Source: the annotation of a GenBank genome assembly
GAGCGGGAACGGGAACGUUCGCGAAGUCCGGUGCGCCUGCCAGAGGUCGACCAGUUCAUUGAUGAGAACAACAUCAACGCAGAGGCGGCGACCAAGAUUCGGACUCUCAGUCCGGAGAGCCAGCGGAAGGUCAUCUCUCGGCCCCUUACCGGCGAUGUGCAGAAUCCGUCGAAGGUGAUGAUUGCACGAGUGCGCGAGCUUCAGAACCAAGAGGAGAAGUCCAAGUCAGGAGGCGGGUCCGAUUCACUGGGUUUUUGGGGAGACGCGAUGCUUCAAGCGACGGCACAGGCUGUUGCCAAGUACAUCGAGGACAACCACCUAGACAGCCGUGCGGCCAAAGCCUUGCGGGCUCUUCCGCCGCAGCACCAGGCUGUGGCGAUCCGCUGGGACCUCUCGCAGCAUCGGAACCGGUCGGAGAAGUUCCUGUCUAUGGCGGCAGUACUCGGCAGCGGCCCAGCACCCGGAAUGCCGAUGCCGCCGAUGUACGGCCUGCCUCACGUGCCCGGACCAGGAGGUGUACCGGCCAUGUACACAAUGCCUCUGCCUGGCAUGGGCCCUCCGGGCAUGAUCCCGGCAAUGUAUAGUAUGCCUCCUCCAGGUAUGGGCAUGAUGGGAAUGCCGCCGCCGGGGCGCUGA